AUGUCCCCAUCGUCAUUCCUAUCAUCCUCUACUAUUGAACCUGUAUUUAUUGAUGUUACAAAUGACACCACAAGUUCAGAGACAACACAAACAAUAACUCAUACAACAGAAGACAUUACAGCUGUGAUGCCAGAGCAAUCUGCUGAGGACGAAAAUGAGUCAGAAACAGGUUUCACAGCAACUGCUACAUUUGCUGCUGCCGGUGCUGCCGCUGGUAUGCUUACCGUCUACGGUCUGUCUAAAACAUUGUUUAAAAAACUGGACACAUCAUCCGUCAGCCCCAAUAAAGAUGUUGGUGGGAACACCUCCGAUAAAGGGGAUACAUCAAACAUUGAUACAUCAAUGACAAACACAGCAAAAAAUGGAACAGAAAAAGAAAAACAGACUAGCAAUCAUUUACCAUUUCCUAGGGACGACGAUGAUGAUAAAAAACGUCGGAGAUAUGCUGAACAAAGUGCAGUUGAAGAUGAAAACGGACUAGACCUGAUAUACGUCUAAUGACAGAACGAUUGAGACAAAAACAAACUUCUGUGGUUUUCUUUUGAUAUUUAUCUUUUAACUUACUGCAGCAUAAUAUCCAAAAAAUUCUAACAAAAAGUUUGAAAGAGAAAAGAAAGAACAGAUCACCAUGAAUAUGCUACUAUUGUUGUAAUUGUGCAAACUCUUUUGCUUUCUUUUUGUUUGUGAUAUCAACA
Molecule: messenger RNA, 695 nt
Organism: Mytilus trossulus (common blue mussel)
Lineage: Eukaryota; Metazoa; Mollusca; Bivalvia; Mytilida; Mytilidae
Exons: 4
Coding region: 1-498 (165 amino acids)
Source: RefSeq, a predicted model, not a curated record